AUGGCUUCACGCUCACAACAUAUAAUAGAUACAUGGCUAGCUGAGCUCCAGGCUCAAGAAGCCAAAAGCAUUGCGGAUUAUCCUAGCUACUAUGUUGCAAGUCCAGAAGAACUUGUCACCACGUCUCGGCCGGCAACAUUUAGCAUUGGAACUGGAGCACGAAUCCUGUCGAGCGUAUUUCCAGCGUGUCUUGAAGCAGAGCAUGAACUCAUCAUUGUCACUUGUUUCUGGGCGAAAUCUGCCUCACAGCAACAAUUGGCAGACCUAUUGCAAGAGCUAUCCGCUAAAGCCAUAGCGAGGAAACGAAAAAUCCAAGUUCGACUGUGUUUUUCCUCAAGCUCAAUAUGGCAGAAAUUGACGCAAACAUCGAGCUUAGAUGGGCAAUUUUAUCCUCCGUCGUCAUGGGAAGGUCUAGGGCUCCCAUCGCCAGCAGCAAUCCCAGGCAUUGAGAUGCUUGUUAAAAGUGUCUUCGUCAGGCCCUUUAGCGUAAUGCACCCAAAGUUCAUUUUGGUGGACAGGAAACUCGCGUUUAUGCCAAGCUGUAAUGUCAGCUGGGAAGAUUGGUUUGAGGGCUGUGUCGAAAUGAGAGGCGAGAUAUGUGGAAAGCUAUUUGGAUUUUGGGAAGCUUUUUGGAGUCGAGGAAGUCCUACUUUACCACAGUUUCGUGAUGAAAACGAGGAGAUUGAUGUUGGUGAAGAGACCAUCACAAGUAAUACCAACUCAGUAAAGGCCUUGCUUGGUCACUCAAAAAUAUCCCAUUCGACACCCAUCACAACCAUCCUGCUCCCAUCACCACACCACCAAAACCCUCGAUUCAAACCUCAUUCAAGCACAACCCCACCCGUCCCGCCAACACCCCUCAACAUAUUCCUCCUACAUAUCCUCAACUCCGCCCAAAAAGACAUAUAUCUCCAAACCCCCAAUCUAACCGCAAAACCCGUCAUCUACGCCUUACUCUCGGCUCUCGAACGCGGAAUCAACAUAGAGCUCGUCACAAGCAGCAUCCUCAUGAUCUUCGAGCAGCUAGGCACAGCAGGCACCAUCACCGAGUUCGAAAUCUGGAAGCUCCGCCGUCGCUACCUAAAACUAUGUCAGAGCUACGAAGCCAAGUCACAUACAGACCCCGAACUCCAAACUCCCAGGCCAGGAACGUUGAAAAUAGGAUACUACAACCCUCGACCUCAUACAGCAGGGAAUUUGGGGUACGAUGAGCCCGCCAAAUCCCACCUCAAGCUGACCAUCGUGGACGACGAGAUUGUGGUUUUGGGAAGCGGAAAUAUGGACCGCGCUAGUUUCUAUACCAGCCAGGAACUUGGUAUAGCCUUUUUCUCCAAGGACCUAGCUACGGUAGUCAAGUCUACUACGGUAGAGGCGCUGCAGGGGAGAGGAGUCGGGUUCUUCUUCGAGAUUGAUUCAGCUUCAGUGGUUAGAUACGAAUUGCAGCCUCUUUCAAGCUCUUCGUUCUUUGUCCCUCCUGUAAAAGUACGCUGCAUUCGUGACCUUCCGACACGUCAUAACACUCGCUACAAUACACCCUCGUUUGAGAACCGCCGCGGUCUUCCAGAAGGUCGAUACACAUUUUUUAGGAGCCCUGAUUUCACAAGGUACAACAUGGGCAAUCCAUUCAAGAGGCCUAGCAAAGAAUUGGUGCGGCCAGCGCCAGUCGCUAGCACACAAGAUACCAGGUCAAUGAAUCGUACUUUGGGUCCCACGAGAAUCGGGAAGAAGACCGGAGAGCGGCAUGGUCCUCUGACCAAGUUUGAAGUAUUUGGACGCUUACCUCCAGAGAUACGAGUGAAAAUCUGGAAAGAAGCCUGCCAUGCACCGCGAGCAGUAGAAAUCAUGCGCCGCGAGGAGGACAGCGAGGGAAGCAAGUUCCCACAUCGAAAUCUUCCACCAGCAGUCCUCGAGGUCAAUAGGGAGGCUCGCAAUGAGGGAUUGAGGCUCUACAAUACCUUUUUCAGUUCCGCGGUUUAUCCCGCCUAUAAAUCAUAUAUCAACUGGAAUGUUGAUUAUUUGUUCCUCCAGAAGGAACCAAAUGAGGACUGCCAAGCGGAACUCAUUCCUGCGCGUGGUUAUUUCGAUCACAUGGCAGUCAAGAAGUGUCCUCGUAUCGCCAUAUUGGCGUCGGAUACUUUUUGGUUUCUGACAUGGUUUUUGGAUGCAAAGGAUGAACGUGGAAACGCCCCCGAAGAGCUUGUAGAGUUUCGUCAGAGGCUGCAAACUCUGAUGAUCAUCGAGAACGGAAACCCUGCUUACUACAAAGGGGAGGGUAUCAAGUAUAUGGGGCUCCGUGACCAGGGCGACAUCGACGAGACAGAUAGUCGAAAUGUGGUAUCCGACUUCCACCUGUUGAGGACGCUAUCUUUUGAGGAAAUCGUCGAACUUGUGCCGAACUUAGUCGACAACAUUCGGAAGCAUCUUUCCAAUGUUGAGGUGAAGAUGGGUCGGGUGGAAUGGCAGAGCGAGGAUCCAUCCUGA
This is a messenger RNA of Glarea lozoyensis ATCC 20868, 2481 nucleotides long. Its product is annotated as Phospholipase D/nuclease. Gene Ontology annotation, molecular function: catalytic activity. The record is from RefSeq and is a predicted model, not a curated record. Bases 1 to 2481 code for a protein of 826 amino acids. The transcript is spliced from 4 exons. NCBI's taxonomy places the organism in Eukaryota, Fungi, Ascomycota, Leotiomycetes, Helotiales, Helotiaceae.